Messenger RNA from Pygoscelis adeliae (Adelie penguin), 2001 nucleotides. It is a transcript of the gene FAM114A1, whose product is annotated as family with sequence similarity 114, member A1. The transcript has 13 exons. NCBI's taxonomy places the organism in Eukaryota, Metazoa, Chordata, Aves, Sphenisciformes, Spheniscidae. The record is from RefSeq and is a predicted model, not a curated record. The coding region runs from base 1 to 1686 and encodes 561 amino acids.
AUGUCUGAAGACUUAUGUGAUGGCAUCCCAUCUGAAGAAAAACCUGAAGUAAUGGAAAUGCCCAGCAAUGAGGUAUUGCCUCACGAGUCAGUACCACACCUCGUGGAAGCUGAGCUCUUGCACGAGCCUUCACAUGAUGAACAUGGACAGGCCACUCAGAGUGCCAGUAACGGACAGGACGGAGACAUAUUUUUUAACGACAACCCUGUGACUGAAAAAAUAAUUGAAAGUCUGCCUUCCAAUGGAGAGGCAACUGAAGACAUGCCCACUGAGUGCAAUGAGACCGUAAGCCUUGAUGCAGAACCUGAAUCUGAAGAAACACUGCAUGAACAAAGCAGUUCAGCCACAGCCUCCUCAUCUAAAGCAAGUAGAUGGGGAGCUUGGGGUACCUGGGGGAAGUCUCUCCUGUCGUCAGCUUCUGCCACAGUGGGUCAUGGGAUAACAGCAGUAAAGGAGAAAGCAGGAACUACCCUAGGAAUUCAUAACGCAAGUUCAGCAUCUUCAGAAACAGCAGAGCCUCCUGCAGCUGAAACACCAAUUAUACAAGCAGAAGAUUCUCUGGACCAAAGCUGUUCUGAGAAUAUUCCUUCUUCUCCUUCAUCUGGAUCUCGUGGCAUGUUGUCAGCUAUCACUAAUGCUGUACAGAACACAGGGAAAAGUGUGUUAUCUGGAGGCUUAGACGCUUUGGAAUUUAUUGGGAAGACAACCAUGAAUGUCCUUGCAGAAAGCGAUCCUGGAUUUAAGAGAACCAAAACACUGAUGGCAAGAACAGUUUCUCUGUCUCAGCUGUUGCGAGAAGCUAAAGAAAAAGAGAAACAGAGGCGGGCCCAGCAAGUUACAGUUGAAAGAACAGCACAUUAUGGACUACUUUUUGAUGAGUUCCAAGGUUUGUCUCAUCUUGAAGCUCUGGAAAUCCUGUCAAAUGAAAGUGAAGCCCAGAUUCAGACGUAUUUAGCAACACUUGAUGGAGAGCAGUUGGAGACUGUGAAAAAUGAUUUAAUUGCCAUAAAGGAGAUUUUUGUUCCGAAGGAAUCAGAUGAUGAAGUGGUACAGGCACAGAAAGCAGAUAUGGGAGAAGAGUUUGUCAGCAUGCUCACUGAACUGCUAUUUGAAUUGCACGUUGCUGCUACUCCUGACAAACUUAAUAAGGCUAGGAAAAAAGCUCAUGAAUGGCUGGAAGAAGCCAGUUUUUCCACCCCAGUAGACAUAGAAGAGAAGCUAAAAGAAAAACCUGGCGAACCUGGUGAAGAAAAGACUGAAAAAGAAGAUAAAAUUGACAGUGAUAAAACAGAAGCAGAUAAAAACAAAACUGUGGAGGAAAUCUACAUGCUGUCCAUUGAAAGUCUGGCUGAGGUAACUGCUCGUUGUAUUGAACAGCUUCAUAAAGUAGCAGAAUUAAUUCUGCAUGGGCAGGAAGUAGAAAAAACAGCUCAAGAUCAAGCAAAAGUACUGACGAAUUUAACAAGUGCCAUGUGCAAUGAAGUUUCAUGUUUAUCAAAGAAGUUUUCCGAUUCUUUAACAGCAGCUGGGAGCAGUAUGAAGGCAGAGGUUCUUAACCCCAUCAUCAACAGUGUGCUAUCAGAGGGUUGCAACAGUACUACUUACAUUCAGGACGCCUUCCAGCUAUUGCUUCCAGUUCUGCAAAUUUCACAUAUCCAGACCAGUUGUUUGAAAGCACAAGAGUGACAGUUUCCCAGCAGUUGUCACCACGGGGCUUAACAGAAACCACAGACCUAAUGUCUUUAAUGUAUGCAGAUAGAAGAAAUGGUAUGAGAGAUGUCUGGCCACUUAGAGUCAUUUGAAGACACUACACGCAGUUUUGCACAUACAAUAUUGAACAACAUUUUGAAACUCUUUCAGAAGUAGUUAGUAAAGUGAGUCAUUUCUUUUCCAUUAGAGUAUAUCCUUUGCAUUAAUUUAAACUGAAGUUUAUUGAUAUUGGCAUUGACUUAAAUACAGAUUCUAAAUGUUGACCCUUUCAGUUGUAGAUGAUGUAUGAAG